CUGACUAUAUCCCUGUUUCCCCCCUUAGCCUGAACCUGAGCCAUCUGUCCAUGGGACUGAGGUCCGCAAGUGCAGGGAUCCCUGGAUAGGUGUGAGGAGGAAGUGGAGAAAGCGAAAGGCACGAGUGGAACCAGCUCCAAACACCAGCCGGAGCGCUCCCGAGGCCACACUCCCACCCGAUGAUGCUGACCAGCUGACCACGGGCCAGCGGCUCCCCCGACCCACGGCAGACGCAGCUGGCUCCAGAGACAAAGGGAAGGCUGGCUUCGUGGCUACAGCGAGUCCAGGCGCUCUUUCAGACCCCUGUGCGGGAGCUACGGCCAUUGUCAUCUGCCUCAGCCCCUGCAGAGCCGGAGGACAUCCCAGCAGAGGCCUCAGCUCUGAGGCAAGGACCCAAGCUGGAGCCCCAGGAGCCCUCAGGCCUGGUGCGCAGAGCAACUGCCGUGAUGGUACCAGGCCUUACAGAGCCAGAGCCAUGUCCAGACCCCAUGAGCCCCUGGGACAUCCCAGGAGUGGUUUCAGCCCCGGUGCCAGGCCCCGAGCUGGAGCCCCAUGAGCCCUUGGUCCCGGGUCCCGUGGCACCUGCAGGAAUGGCACCGGGACUGGCAGAGCCAGAGGCGGACCCGGAGCCCACCCGCGCCUGUGUCGCCAUCACCCGGCACGUGUGGAGGAAGGAGGAGUGGACCAUUCUGGCAUUUCCCCAUGGCCUGGUGGCCGAGCAGCUGACCCUGAUCUGUGCGUUCCCUGUCAUCCAAAGUGAGAUCACCAUGCAGAGGAAGCUGGCCAAGGUGUAUGACCUGGAGCCUGAUGAGCGCUUCCGGUGCUUUGCCCAGGCCGUGGAGCCCCUGGAUGAGGAGGAGAGCUACAGCCUGUCCUGCCAGCUGGAGCCCCCAGGCCAGGGGGCCGGCAGAAAGUGACUAUUCUUCAGGCCCCACAAGAUGUAAAUUUACCAGCCGGCCAGGGCCAGCUGCUGUCAUCGGGCCCGCGGCCCUGCUGGUGUCCUGGCUGCAUGUGGAGGAGAGCUGCUUCCCCUUCGGGCAGGCGGCCCCUGGCGCCCCAGGACCCCAGUCUGCUUGCUGCUCCUCCUCCUCCCGCUGCUCAUCCUGAGCCUCUGCUGGGGCAGCUGCUCUGGCACCUCCUCCGUCGGCCGACUUCGGCAUCUCCCCACGCUGCCGCUGCCUCCUCAAGGGCCUGUACGUAGCCCCUGCCAACCUGGCCGCCUUCGUGCUGUGUCCUACCCUCUGCUCGUGGCCCGCUGGACAAAGGCGAGCCACCCCACCGUGUGGAGGGUUUUCCCCUUAGAGUAGGUGGUCUCCCGCCGUGACGCCAAACAGCUGCCUGGGUGCCAUCAGCCACCGAGUCAUAGCCACAAUGGUCCAGAAAGAGCUGGGGCCCGUCCUCACCAUGGCCAGCCUUUCCCAGGAUGGACACAGAGACGGCGCAGUGCUGCAUGGGACCACCGCCCCCUGGGUGCCCAGCGGAGGCAUCCGAGGCUGCAAGGGUGGCCGGCUGACGCAGGGUCCUGGGACAUGCUCCCAGCGGAGCCCCUGUGCAACUCCCUCCCCUCAUCCCUGAGAAAUAGCCUCCCCAGGCACAGUGUGGUCUGGGUGUUGUGUCUGAGGUUAAUGGUUCCUGGGGGUUGGGGUCAUCCCUGUGCAGAAUGUAAUAAAUGAUGAACGGAUCGCCACCACACUGCUCUUUCUUCUCAAAGCUCUGCCCCUCCUGCAGACAUCGUGUGCCCCAGCCCACCGCACCCCCAGCCCUCAAACUCUAUGACGCAGGGGGGCCCUGACCUCCACCAGGUUUCCCUCUAUCCUCUGUUCUCCCCCCAUAAGGUGCUCAGGAAGAACGGGGCGCAC
Messenger RNA from Manis pentadactyla (Chinese pangolin), 1859 nucleotides. RefSeq lists its product as uncharacterized. The coding region runs from base 447 to 917 and encodes 156 amino acids. The record is from RefSeq and is a predicted model, not a curated record. Gene Ontology annotation, biological process: small GTPase-mediated signal transduction. Gene Ontology annotation, molecular function: guanyl-nucleotide exchange factor activity. The transcript has 5 exons. NCBI's taxonomy places the organism in Eukaryota, Metazoa, Chordata, Mammalia, Pholidota, Manidae.